Messenger RNA from Nyctereutes procyonoides (raccoon dog), 1003 nucleotides. It is a transcript of the gene MGST1, whose product is annotated as microsomal glutathione S-transferase 1. Gene Ontology annotation, molecular function: glutathione transferase activity. Gene Ontology annotation, cellular component: mitochondrion; membrane. The record is from RefSeq and is a predicted model, not a curated record. Bases 182 to 649 code for a protein of 155 amino acids. Lineage: Eukaryota; Metazoa; Chordata; Mammalia; Carnivora; Canidae. The transcript has 4 exons.
CUGGGAGUCCGGCUGGAAGCGCUGGAGAGCGAGUAAGAGCAAGCCAGCCGGCGUGGGUGCGGUGCUAGGUCCCGGGGCCGCGCCGUGCAAGUCACCGCAGUGGCCGUGCGCCCCGCCGCUGGCACAGGUGCGCCGCCGUGCUCCUGCUCGGAUUCGCAGAUUCCAGACCAAAAUUGAGAAAAUGGUUGACCUCACUGAGCUAAUGGAAAAUGAAGUAUUCAUGGCCUUUGCUUCUUACACAACAAUUAUUCUUUCAAAAAUGAUGUUUAUGAGUACUGCAACUGCAUUCUUUAGAUUGACAAGAAAGGUUUUUGCCAACCCAGAAGACUGUGCCAGCUUUGGCAAAGGAGAAAAUGCCAAAAAGUAUCUUCGGACAGAUGAUAGGGUGGAACGUGUACGGAGAGCUCACCUGAAUGACCUUGAAAAUAUUGUGCCAUUUCUUGGCAUUGGCCUUCUGUAUUCCUUGAGUGGUCCAGAUCUUUCUACAGCCCUCCUGCACUUCAGACUCUUUGUUGGAGCACGGAUCUACCACACAAUCGCGUAUUUAACACCCCUUCCCCAGCCAAAUCGUGCUUUGGCUUUCUUUAUAGGAUAUGGAGUUACUUUUUCAAUGGCUUACAGGUUGCUGAAAAGCAGAUUGUAUUUGUAAAGAGAAUCAUAUAACUUGUCAUCCAGUUACUUUCUAAGAAUUCUAUAAUUUCAAUUUAUAAUGAAUAGUUUGUUAGAUUCUAAGUGGGAGGGGAGCAGAGAAAUUAAGAUGGGGCCAACAGUCUGAAUAUCAACAUCACCAAUGUCCUUUAUUGUUUUAUAUUUGUGCUUGGAAUUUAAUGUAAUUCUUAAAGUCUUUUGACUCUUUAAGUGCCUUGUUGUAAAUUCUGAUUAUAAUUCAUAAUAUUCUUUCAACAUUUAAUAUUUUAAAUCUAUAAAAAGGGUGAUUGCAUGUAUGAUAAACAUAUUGUAAUAUCACUGAAUUGGGCAUAUGAAAUAAAGAAUUUAAAGAAUA